Messenger RNA from Spirodela intermedia, 1448 nucleotides. The record is from the annotation of a GenBank genome assembly. NCBI's taxonomy places the organism in Eukaryota, Viridiplantae, Streptophyta, Magnoliopsida, Alismatales, Araceae.
AUGGAUUGCUCUCACCUGCUCGCGCUGGUGGUCCCCAUGGUUCUUCUGGCCAUCGUCCUCUCCGUUCACGGCGGCCGCCGCCGCCGCCGCCGCCGCCGUGUCUACCUGGUGGACUUCCGCUGCCACCGGCCGGCGGGGAGCUUGCGGACGCCCGUUGCGGCCUUCGCUGAGCACGUCUGGUUCAACACCAGCGGAGACGAGGAGGCGGUCGACUUCCACCUCAAGGUGCUGGAGCGAUCGGGCAUCAGUGGGGAAAGCGCCAUGCCCGACGCCGUCCACGAGAUCCCUGCAAACAUGUCCCUCCGUGGGAUGCGGGAGGAGAUGGAGGUCAUCCUCUUUCCGAUAGUGGCGGACCUGCUCGCGGCCAGCGGCGUUCACCCCUGGUCCAUCGAUGCCGUCGUCUCCAACUGCAGCCUCUCCUCCCCGAUGCCGUCCCUGUCGGCGAUGCUGGUGAACAGGUUCGGCCUCCGGAGGGACGUGCUGAGCUACAGCCUGAGCGGGAUGGGGUGCAGCGCCGGGCUGCUGGCAGUGGACUUGGUGAGGGACUUGAUGAAGGUGCGCAGCGAGUUCCUCGCGCUAGUCGUCAGCAUGGAGGCCGUCGGCCCCCAUGGGUACUGCGGCAAGGCCAAAUCCAUGAUUGUCACUAAUUGCCUCUUCCGCAUGGGCGGCGCCGCUCUCCUCCUCUCCAACAGGGAGAGCUCCCGCGCAAGCUCCAAGUACGUCCUGCAGCACCUCGUGCGGACUCACCUUGGCCAUGACGACAAGGCCUACAGGUAACUCUCCUUCCCUCCCUCCCUCCUCCCUCCCUCCCUCCUCGUCGGCGAAGGACUGGCAUGGUUGUGGGUACUCCCAGUGAUGGGGCACGAUGGUUGGCUAGGUCCGUCUAUCAGGAGCCUGACGAAGAGGGCGGCGGAGUGGGGGUGUCACUGUCCAGGGCGCUGCUGCACAUCGCCGGGAGGGCGCUGUCGGCGAACAUCGCAUCGCUAGCGCCGCUGGUGCUGCCGUACUCGGAGCAGGCCAGAUACGCGUGGUCGGGGGCGGCGGCGUGGCUGUUUCCGGCGUCUUCGCCAGGGAGUUUCCCCGUGCCGAACUUCCGGCGGGCUUUCGAGCACCUGUGCGUGCACGCCGGCGGCCGGGCGGUGAUCGAUGGCAUUGAGGAGCGGCUGAAUCUGAGACCGGAGGACAUGGAGGCGUCCAGGAUGACGCUGUACCGCUUCGGGAACACGUCCUCGUCCUCGAUUUGGUAUGAACUGAGCUACCUGGAGGCGAAGGGGCGGCUGCGCAGGGGAGACAGGGUGUGGCAGAUCAGCUUCGGCAGCGGGUUCAAGUGCAACAGCGCCAUGUGGCGCUGCGUCUCCGAUGCCGCCGCCGCCCCCAGCCGCUGCAACGUCUGGCACAACAUCAUCCACCAGUUCCCUGUGGCCGUCCCAGAGGUGCUCGAUCACUGA